AUGGCACCAUAUAAAAAGAAAUUGUCCCGGAACAUCAUUUCGGGCAUUAGUCACUGCACUGGAAUCCUUUGGUGCUUCUCGUGGAUUGGACCCAUUAAUUAUAUAACUUCGAAGAGAGUGUUCUUCGAAUGGCGAUUCCAGCAAUAUGAGCUGAGAAAAAUUAGAGGAGAAGCUGACAAUGAGUGUCUUGCUUGUGAUAAAACGCCUUUAGCAGUACAUAUUGAUGACAACAAGAAGCUGUAUCGCUACAACAAAGUUGGGAGAGGUAUCAGAAACCCCUAUUAUUCUGAUAGUAUCUUCAGCAAAGAUGAAGAUGUUCAAGCUCAUGUUGGCACUAUUCAGAGCUUGAAAACUAAGGUAUUGUAUGGAGGGCGGUGGCAAGAAGGAAGUGGCAUGACUUUAGGGGAAGAGGCAGAGCAAGUGUUUGCAUACCUCUCACGAUACAACUCUACAACUAAAAACAUGCUGAAAGCUGAAAGAACAGAAGAACUCACAGAGGGUGCAGUCUUUUGGAACCAUCGAAAAAUUGAUGGACUGGCUCGUGCAUUAGUUACUCGACUCAGAAAGGCCAGAGAGACGGAAAUAACAGUUUCAAAUGAGAUCGACAAACUUGAUGUUCAAAAGUCAUUGAUUCAAGAAUGGCGAUCUGACCUACAAAUGAUUUGUAAGGAGUUAGAGUUAAACACUGGAACAACCUCGAAGAACAUAAAAUAUUCUAUCGAGGCAGUUGCAGACUCUAUCAGGCAUCGCAAAAAUCUGAUUGCCACUGAUGCAGCAUCCAGUAAAAUGCGCUCUUCACUCCGGCACAGAAAUGAGUGUGACAAGAAAAAGCUUCAAGGCUUCAUAAAAAUCUACAAUAGUGAAAACUCUGAAAUUCUCAGUGAAAAGGAUGCAAUAGAAGGUAUCCUGCCAUGGCACAAUUUAUUGCCUCAUCAUAGCCAAAAUGUGUCCCUUGCUCAAAAAAAGAAGGCAGUAGAAGAUGUGGAGCUUAAGAAGAGAUCCAGAGAAGAGCAACAACACACUGUUCAAGAAAUGCUGCAUUAUCUCGCAUAUUACAAGAAAAAGAGAGAGAUUUUAAAAGAACAUACUGAAGAGUUGUUAUGUGGAAUUUUUCCUUCAUAUCUAAGCAAGGAUCCUAACAAGUACACUAUUGAAGAGAAGCACCUAUCAACCAAAAAUAAGAGUGGAAUCUUGGCUCUUUUGAAGCAAGGGCAAAAGUUGUGUUCUGACAAGCUGAGUGAUGCAAAGCGUUUAUUUGGAUACCAGGAAGAGGAUGUUGAUGUUUCCAAGCCCUACCUGGAGCUUUGUGACAGUGAAGAUGAUGAUGAUGAAGAUGAAGAUUUACUACCAAACUGA
Messenger RNA from Procambarus clarkii (red swamp crayfish), 1356 nucleotides. Lineage: Eukaryota; Metazoa; Arthropoda; Malacostraca; Decapoda; Cambaridae. The record is from RefSeq and is a predicted model, not a curated record.